AUGCAGCCAGCACCCAGGGCCUCGCAGGUUGACGGCCUAACUUCUCUUUCCUUUCCCCUACACUGCACUGCCAAACAUGGCGAACCAGUAUUAGCUACACGACUCUCCGAACUGUCCACCAUCCAAGUUCUCGUCAUUGAAGCCGGUGAAGACCUCAUGAAAGAUGCUAGAGUCAUAAUUCCCGCUUUGGCGCCCACUCUAACCGGCACAUCCGCUGAUUGGGCAACUCAAACUUCCUCGCAGCUAACCUUCUCUCAAUCUCAAGCAUCUUUGCGGGGCCGUCAGCUGUUUCACCCUCUAGGGCGCACUCUUGGGGGUUCUAGCGCUCUUAACUCUCAUACUUUCACUCCGACGUCGAAAGCAAAUGUCGACGCCUGGGCUAGCCUCGGUAAUGAUGGUUGGGACUGGGAAAGCUUUUCCAAGUCUAUCGACAACUCCUACACCUUAGCUAAGUCUCCCUGGAAGACUGAAGCACGUGGACCUCUGCAACUGAGUGUCGCCGAUGAGGAGACCAGAUGGCCACAAGUAUGGAGGGAAGCGAUCUCUAAACUUGGGUAUCCGGUUUCCGGAAAUCCCUUCUCUGGCCAAUUCCAAGGAGCCCUGGUAACUCCGGAGAGUAUCGACCCUGAUACCAAGGAAAGAAGCUUUGCUGGAUCCGCGUACCUUUCCCUCGCUCAAUCUCGCCAGAAUCUCACCAUAUGGACCCAGGCAUCCGUAGACAAAGUACUUUUCAACAAGCCAAUCGACCAAGGAGACCCUGUGGCAACCGGUGUCCAGAUUACAAGAGAUGGGAAAACCGAAGUGGUACGAGCCCGAAAGGAGGUCAUCAUAAGCGCUGGCGCACUUCAUUCGCCCAAGAUCCUCGAACUUUCUGGCAUUGGAGACGCGACACUUCUGCGCUCUCUCGGGAUUGAUGUCAUCGUUGAUAACCCACACGUCGGCGAGAAUCUCCAAAACCACCCGAUAUGCAGCGUAACCUUCCAGGUUUCUCCACAGGACGGCUUUCAAACGAUCGAUAGUCUUGUGCGACAGGACCCUGACACUUUGGCGUCUGCGAUGGAAGCCUACGGAAAAGAUCGCACCGGGCCUUUCGCAAGAAGCGGUAUUGAUCUUAUGGCGCAGCUUCCCUUGCCCAAUCUUGAAGGUCCGAAGGGUUCGCGCGAACUCGACCUUGUGUUGCAUGACCCUAAAUACGAAGAUCGUGACCUUGGGAAAACCACCACUGCCUUCGCGGAAGCGCAUCGAUCUUUCGUGAACUCAAUCCUUGCCUCCCCGACCGGUAGGUCUGCGGAAUACAUAACCUGUCCUGGAUAUGCAGUCUAUGGACCGGAUGGGAAGAUGACGGCCAUUCCACCGGGUACCGAGAGGUACUUCUCCGCUGCGGUAUUCCUCUCGCUUCCCCUCUCGCGCGGCUCAGUCCACAUCACUUCAUCAGGCCUCGAUAUAGACCCCAAGUACUUCUCCCACCCGCUGGAUGCGGAGAUGCUGGCCCGCCAUGUCCAGCAAUUAGAGACUAUCAUGAAUACCGACCCAUUCCCCAAGCAUCUGAAACUCGAUGGUGUGCGAAAUCCGGUUGUCCCUCCACCUGGAAGUCUGUCGGAUCUCGAUAACGCAAGGGCAUUCGUGCUAAGCUCCACAGCUGCAGCGCAUCACUUUACGGGAGCUUGUUCAAUGAUGCCUCGUGAGACUGGUGGUGUCGUCGACGCACAAUUACGAGUGUAUGGCUGUCGCAAUUUGCGCGUGCGCGACGCGAGUAUCAUCCUAAUCAUUCCCGGAGCUAGUCCGCAGGCGACUGUGUAUGGUGUCGCUGAGCAUGGUGCAAGAAUCAUUAAGUCGGCUCUAUGAUUGCUGUUACUAAACUUGGGAGUGUGAGAUAGGGUUUAGGAUGCCUCGAGAUGCCGGGACUUUUUGAGAUUGAGCUACAAGAAUCCUCGAUAAAUUGAGUGCAAUCAAGAAACUACCCUUUUCAUACAUCGACUGAUGAGUGAUCGCAGCCAUAAGAUGUACCUGAUCACUCUUUACCAUCUUCCGAGGCACCAUAUAUGUAAGACAGAACCGACAACGCUCAAUGAAAAAAAAAAAAAUAGAUAAUUCAAUUGUUCGCUGACUCUGUCCAAUGUCUGUAUUCGUGUCAUUUCCCAACAUAAGGAGUUAGGGCGUUAAACCCGUCGGACGGUCGGACGUACCGUUCACAUUAUUAACAUAAGAAUGCCGAAAACAAACACAUACUCUGCUCUAACACGUAGCCUCGAGAUGUCUCCCUCAGAUACCCCAGAUACAGCUAGUCAUGGUUGAACAAGACAAAUCCCCAUCGUCCAACGGUGACCCAAGUCAAUCCGUAAAAAGUGUCAAGUAUGUCAUAAAUAUUCAUAACUUGACUUGGCUUGCAUAAGUCAAUUAUACGUGAUUACUUGACUUGAUUGACUUAUUGACACUGCUGCUGUCCGCUCUAAGAGCCCCCGAGUUUCGGAGCCGUCCGACAAUCAUAAGAAUCACGGCAUCGGUUCCCACUUUGCUGCUUCGCUAACUCGGGACUAAAAGAAUGGCCAAGAUCUUAUUUC
Messenger RNA from Hypoxylon trugodes, 2561 nucleotides. Its product is annotated as GMC oxidoreductase-domain-containing protein. Gene Ontology annotation, molecular function: flavin adenine dinucleotide binding; oxidoreductase activity, acting on CH-OH group of donors. The transcript is spliced from 3 exons. The record is from RefSeq and is a predicted model, not a curated record. Bases 1 to 1845 code for a protein of 614 amino acids. NCBI's taxonomy places the organism in Eukaryota, Fungi, Ascomycota, Sordariomycetes, Xylariales, Hypoxylaceae.